UUCAGUACAAAGAUUAAUUCUGUAGAAAACAAGUGUCCCGAACCAAUUUAGGAGAAGAAGGAAAUUUAACGAACCGAAAAUGAGCAAAUUUUAUUUACUUGUGAUUGUCAGUGCUACCGUUUUGUACGCUUAUGUACAUGGUCAUGGUAUGGUGUUGGAUCCGGUAAACAGAGCGUCGCGAUGGAGAUACGACACUAAAGCUAAGGCUGACUACGAUGAUACACAGGGAUGGUGUGGGGGAUUUUAUACCCAAUGGACAUUAAAUGGUGGACAAUGUGGAUAUUGCGGUGAUGACUACAGUAAACCUACCCCAAGAGACCAUGAACACGGUGGCAAAUAUGGCCAGGGCGUGAUUGUCAAAUCGUACAAAUCAGGCGGAACAUUGCCCAUAUCCGUCCAGAUAACAGCAAACCACAUGGGGUAUUUCUAUUAUCAAAUUUGUAAGAUGGACGGUGCCAGAGAAUCAAACGAAUGUUUUGCGGCCAACCGUUUGAAGCUAGUGAGUGGUGAGGACAAGUACAGCUUGCCAGGGUCCCAAGUAGGAUGGUAUAAUAUGACAUUACAAUUGCCUGCUGGCCUAACUUGCAAUCAUUGUGUGCUGCAAUGGACUUAUAAUGUCGGUAACUCGUGGGGAACUUGCGAGGACGGUAGAGGAGCUAUGGGCUGUGGGGCACAAGAACAUUUCAGAACUUGUUCAGAUAUCAGCAUUAAAUAGGAAUGCUGUACGCAUAUAACAUGGAACUGUUGUUGUUGUCAUUCAGAGAUUGUUUUACCACUUUUUUAUUCUGAGAACGUUAUCUACCUUUUGUUUAUGUUUGUCACACACAAAUUUUUCCAAAUAAAAUCUUAAAUCUCAUGUUUGA
Molecule: messenger RNA, 863 nt
Organism: Bradysia coprophila
Lineage: Eukaryota; Metazoa; Arthropoda; Insecta; Diptera; Sciaridae
Source: RefSeq, a predicted model, not a curated record